Lobosporangium transversale is the source of this 1909-nucleotide messenger RNA. RefSeq names its product histone chaperone Rttp106-like-domain-containing protein. The coding region runs from base 73 to 1890 and encodes 605 amino acids. Lineage: Eukaryota; Fungi; Mortierellomycota; Mortierellomycetes; Mortierellales; Mortierellaceae. The transcript has a single exon. Gene Ontology annotation, molecular function: nucleosome binding; histone binding. The record is from RefSeq and is a predicted model, not a curated record.
UUUUGAUUCAUUUCACAACAAUUAGCUCUUUUUUUCUUCCGUGUACUACUUGUCCCUCCCUCUCUCUUCAACAUGACUCUCUCGCCGCAGCUUGUCACGGCAACGAUUCAGGAUGACAAGGAUUUGGCCAAGGCAGUGCAGGACCUGGUCACGACUUACCCAGACACUGCUGGAGUAAUGACAAGAUUGCUCACAUACUUUCAGAUCAAGCAAUCAGGAUCUCCCUCCAAGCCUGUACAAGGAAUCGCUCAAUACUUUAACAGGACUCCCUCUGAAGCCACAACAACGGGGUCCAACAUAUCCACUGCGGUUGCAACAGCGCCAGCAAAGCUUAAUACAACAAUUGAGGACAUUGGUCCUGCUAUCUACUCCACCUCCCCUCAAUCGUUUUUGCAUCCUAUCCGCAAGAAACUAGUCCUCUCUUUCCAUCAACGAGAUCUAGCUCUCAUUUCCGCUGCCAACAACACAAAUAAUACAGAAAUUAUCUGUAGUGCACCCUAUGAAUCUCUCUAUCGUGUCAUUGCAGUACCGUUUUUAGAACGCACCACCAAACAGACAGCAUUAAUCUUGUUUUUUAAACACUCUGGAAUUAGUACAGGCAGCAGCAAGGACGCCGUCUGGGCCGUACCCUUGGCGGACGACGGUAAAGAUUUUACACUCGAGUUUCAUAAACAACAUCAACAGCUUGUAGGACUUGAGGAUGAUUUACGAUCAAUGUCAGCUGACUCUUCUGUGGUUGCUACGAACAAAAAGAAACAGACUCCGCCGAUCCCUUUCAUUACAGGCUCCAAACGACCUGACCCCAUCAUAAUUUCAAUUCUUUCCUAUUUUCUGCAUCGUUCCAAUCCAACCAACUAUAACUCUUCUGCGAUCGAUAUCAUUGCAAGUCGCACACAAGCAUACCCCAAUUUCUCUGCACAUUUAAAAUCAAAUCAAGGAACGAUGUAUUUACUCCCAACAGGGAUCCUGUUUGCGUUCCGGAAGCCUAUUCUCUUCAUGCGAUCAGCUGUGAUAGAAGCAAUUGGUUUUCAUUCUGUCACGUCAAGAACAUUUGAUAUGGAGAUUGUGAUGGACAAUACCAGCGGAAACGCUACAACAGAAGAUCUUGAGGGCGUCCCACAAGAGACUAAGGGUGAUAACCGUCGAGUAGUAGGCUUUAGUAUGAUUGAUACUAAGGAAUUCGGUCAAGUUGAAGAAUGGAUCAAGAAGGCUGGGAUUCGAGACAGAAGCUUGAGUGCAGAUCUAAAAGCGAAGGAUAAAGGACCCACGACUGCAUCUUCUUCUGCAAGUUCCAAGAAGAGAGAACGAGCUGCAGAUGAUGAUGAUUUAAUGUCUGAAAGCGCUAGUCAAUCAUCACAACAGAGUGAAGCGAACACGAAGAAAAAGCAACGUGGAAUAGCUGCAGGGGCAGGAGCGGGGGCAGCAGCAGGAGCGACAAUCUCGGCUAACCCUCUGGAUGACGAUGACGAUGAUGAAGAUGAUGAGGAUUUUGCACCGGAAAGCGAAGAUGAAAUUAUGGAAGAAUAUGAUUCGGAUGCAGAGGGCAGUGACAGUGAUAAUGAAAAUGGUGAAGAUGUUAGUACCACAAAUAAGAAAAAAUCUAAGAAACAGCAAGUAGUUGAAGAGGAUGAUGAAGAGGAUUUGGAGGAAGAAAGCCUUGGAGAAGAUACAGAUGAAGAUGAGGAUGAAGAUGAAGAUGAGGAUGAUGAUGGAGGCGGAGACGGGGACGAAGAAGAGGAAGAUGUGGACGGAGGAGGCAAUGAUAAUGACCAUGACGGCCAAGAGGAAGAAGAUGAGGAUGAGUUGGAAGAAGAAGACGAAGAUAUAGAAGCUCCUUCGCGGCAUAGGAAUGAUGACGAAGAAGAAGUUGAUGAGUUGGACGAAGACUGAGUGACAGAUUACUACGGAU